AUGGCCGCUUUCCAGCCGGCCAGCCUGCGCGACAGGACUGGAGAAUUCUUGGCGAUCGCGGACCGCCUGCAGAAGCGGCAGGGUACCCCUUCGACGUCGAGUGGACAGGAGGGCGCUGCAGGACUGGGGCAUGGGACCACAGUAGGAGCCACCCGCGGCCAAUCCGAAUUCGCACGCCGAGCCUCGGCCAUCGGCUUGGGGAUACAAAAGACGUCAGCCAAGCUGCAGAAAUUGGCCAACCUGGCACGGCGCACAUCAAUGUUCGAUGACCCUGCCCAGGAAAUCGCGGAGUUGUCGGGGAUGAUCAAGACGGACAUCCAGAGGUUGAAUGGGGAAAUAGCAGAGCUGCAGGCUGCAUCCGCUGCACAGGAUGGGGGCACCAACAAGCAGUCUGCUAGGCACUCCAACACAGUUGUGGAUGACCUGAGGCUCCAGCUGAAAGACACCACCAAGGAGUUCCAGGAUGUGCUGAGCCUCAGGACGGACAACCUGAAGGGCCAAGACAGCAGGAGGGAGCUCUUCUCAAGGCCAGCUGGAGGGCAUGAAAAUGGCUUUCUGGAGAGGGAGCCCCUCCUUGGUCGUUCAGCACCAUCAGGCACCAACAAGAGCGCUCACAGCUUGUUUGGGGGACAAGGUGGCAGUGGAGCAAGCAGCGGAGUUGGCAGCUCUGGCUUUGGAAAGAAAUGGAACAAGAAAAUGAAGAUGAUAGGAAGAAAAGAGAAAACAAAAGAAGCAAAGAUGAUCCCACGGAGUGCCUCCAUCUGA
This is a messenger RNA of Ostreobium quekettii, 765 nucleotides long. The record is from the annotation of a GenBank genome assembly. NCBI's taxonomy places the organism in Eukaryota, Viridiplantae, Chlorophyta, Ulvophyceae, Bryopsidales, Ostreobiaceae.